Messenger RNA from Malania oleifera, 4933 nucleotides. RefSeq lists its product as uncharacterized. The transcript has 4 exons. Lineage: Eukaryota; Viridiplantae; Streptophyta; Magnoliopsida; Santalales; Ximeniaceae. The coding region runs from base 364 to 4455 and encodes 1363 amino acids. The record is from RefSeq and is a predicted model, not a curated record.
AUCCUAGGGCUCAUAAAGCAUCAUCUUCUCUCUCUCUCUCUCUCUCUCUCUCUCUGCCUAACUUUAUUAUACCCAUUCCAGGAAGCUGCACCUGAACUUCUCCAUUCGCUCUCUAUUUCGCCUCUGGUCUGCGACGACCUAUUAAUCUCAUCUUGCCUCGCCUUUGAUUUGUUACAGGUUUUGGAACCGGCAGUGGUGCGUCUGCUCUGCCGCCUUUUGACGUUCGUUGGCAGUGACUGUUUUGGUGGAUUGACUAGAGUAGAGUGGGUUUGGAAGCCAAUUCAGAAAUGUUAUCCAGGAUUGGAUAUUGACUUCUUCGUUCAAAGAUAAUAAAGGGUUGUAUGCGUGGAAAAUCUUGCAGGAAUGCCUGUAUCAGGAAAUGAAGAGCUUAGGGUUAAACCUGUUGCCUGGCACUCUAGUGAUUCCAAUGCAGGUGUUCCCAUCAAGAAAAGAAGGUUUCCUUUGAUCCACCCACCGUCACCUCCAUCUGAUGCUCAAUCUCCUCCCCAAGGAGAAAAUAAAUUGCUGCAGAAAGAACAAUCUAAGUCUUUUCAGGAAUCAUCUCUUUCAAAUGCUUGUGUUGCAACAGAUUCUUCAGGAUUAACUGAUACACAUAAGAAUUCUUUUGUGGAGGGUAAAAAAGAAGGUUCUGCUGAUACAAAAGUUAGCUCAGCUCAAAGUGAUGCUAAUUCCUCUAGAAUCAAACUACAGGAACCAAGCCUCACAUUCUUCUCUGGUUCUUUGGAUGUUGCAGACAGCAAAAAGACGCUUGUGCCAGCUGAAAAAUCUGCAUGUCAGAUAACUGCAGGAAAUAUGGAGCUGAAAUUAGCACCCAUUGAAGCUCUUGCACUGAAUGUAGGGAAGGAAUUAUGUUGCAAGCCAAAGGUUGAAGUGGAUAGUAGAUCAGAAUCUUCUAUAACAUCAGGGAAUACUGAAUUGUAUUUAGGACUAAAGGAGCCUCUUGUUCUAGCCUUGGCAGGUCGACAGAGUGGAGAUAGGAGUCAGAUGGGUCAACAUAGUGAAAAAAGUAGCCAGAUGUCGGAGAGCAUCGAUCCAUUUUCAUUGAAUUUGUCUUUAAGCAAGGGGAAAGCCUUUUCACAAUUCAAAAAUAAGGAAAUUGAGUUGAAUAAAAAUCGUGAUUGUCGGCAUGCUAACAGGUCAAACUGGGAUCUGAAUACUACAAUGGAUACCUGGGGUGGCUCUGAGAGUGAUGCAGCUGCAGGUGUAAAAAAUGUUGGUCUGGAAGGGUUGAAGGCAACUGAUGGCCCACAUGAUGCGAAGCCUUCAGUUCAUGGUGCUGGGAUGAUGAUUGGUGGUGAUUGUAGUGGUGUUUUGGGAAAACAGGUUUUUGAAGAGAGUGAGUACAGAUCUAAUAUCUCCAACCCUAUUCCCAAUAGACAACAGUGUGAAACUGAGCAAUCUAUUCAUCUGCACCUUAGUCCAUCUUAUCUCCAAACAGAUUUUAAUAAUGAAGAGUCUGGCUUGCGGCGCUCGCCUGCUAAAAUAAAUUCAGGAAGUGUUUUUCCUAAAGGAGGAUUGCCUGGAACAAUGGUGUCAAGUCUGUCGACUGGUAAUUUGAAUGCUCUUGGGUGUAGAUCUGUAAAAUCAGAACCAUUUGAUGAUAGUGUGAAUGAGAACUCUAAUGCACAAGUCUAUCUGAAGGGUAACAUAGAUCGCAGUACUGUGAAAAUUGGAGCUACUGAGAAGUGCAGUGUAGAAGCCCUUAAGUUAUCAAAUAUUAGCGCCCCAAACUUAAAUGUAAAUGACUGUAGAUCUAUAAAAUCUGAACCAGUCCAUGAGGGUAAUCAGGAAAUUUUCAAGACAGCAGAAGGGACACCACACAAAUCUGUUGGACAGGUUUUAAAAUGUGCAGAUGCACCUGUUGCCCCAGUGUCCAUAGCCCUCCAAAUGUCCUCUUCAGGAUUUCUCACUUGUUCACCUGACUUACCUAAGAACGAGAAUCCACUAAGCCAUGUAGAAAUUUCUACUCAUACAAAGGGACCCAAUUUUAGUGGGGAGGAAGCAUGUGCAAGUGUUGAACCGACCACUUCAGGAAUGGUUUCUGCAUCUGUGGGUCAUGAUGAUAAAGAAUCUAAUAUUUCUGAUGGUAUUAUGGAUGACACGGGGUCCAAUGGGCUAAAUGUUGAUAAUUCUCAGAAAUUGUGGGAUGAGCUUCCAGUGGGUUCACUUGAUGAGGGAUCUGUAAGUGAUGAGGAAAAGAUUGACAUAUCAGCUGAUAUGCUGGAAGAUGAUUCUUAUGGUUCGGAUUAUGAUUCUGACGGCAAUCAUGUUUUACCCUAUGCAGAGGAUAGACUAUAUGGUGGAGAAGACGAUGACUAUGAAGAUGGUGAAGUCCGUGAACCACUAGUGCAUACUGCAAUAGAAGGUUCCAUUUGUGAGAAUGGAGAAGUAGAAAAUGUUAAUCAUGGGGAUUGUGAUAAUAGAAAUACAGACUUCCAACACUCUCCUUGUGAGGUUCAUCUUGAUUCUUCUCAAAUUGAGGGAAAAGAUGACAAAGUAGUUGAAACCUGUGAAGCAAAUAUUGAUCUCAGCAAAGAAUGCUUUGGCACAUUUAUGGAUGAGAAAACUGAUCAAAGCAAUGAUAAAAAAGCUCAUUUGCAAGAAUCAUGUGGUGGUGAAAUGCAAACUAUUGGAACUGAGAAAGGAAGAUCAGUCAAGGCUGUUGGAAAAAAGCUGCUGGAUCAAUUGGGAAGGAAAGAUGAGAUAAAGUGCCAUGAGGUAGAACAAUUAUCUGACCGAGUCACCAUGGGAGACCAAGGAACUGCAGCAGAUCAAAGUGUGGAUGAGAAUAUCAAAAGAUCAAACUCAGUGGAUAAGAAAGACUCAUCACUGCUUGAUACUGAAGCAUCUCUUAAAAGUGAUGGCACAGCCAAGGACUCCAGCAGUGGAGGCAAACAGAGCCGGAUUAUAAAUUUGUUUCGACCUUCUAAUGUUUCAUCUUCAUACAAGACAAGGACUAUUCCGGCCAGGUCAUUACCAUCACGAACUGGAAGAGAAAGAUUUACUGAAUUUGUGCUUGAGGGAGAUAAGUUACAUUCCCGUGGCAGUAGAGAUGAACUCUACAUUGAUAGUCCUCGAAAAUUUUUGAGAGAGAGAAACCAGGACCAGUCUCUCAGAAAUUCUAGAUUGAAUAUGGGGCGUGGCAGGGGAAGGGGUUCCAAUCGGUUAGACGCACUACGUGGUGAUUGGGAUACUGACCGUGAGUUUGGUCCUGAACUUUAUAAUGGUCGAAAUGAUUUUCGUUUCUCAAGACAUAAACAUGAAUCAGAUGUUGCUGAUGUGGAGCCUGAAUGUGAUAACUAUAUUGUUCCUUCUGAUGGUAUUGUUAUAGGUACCGGUAGGGGAGGAAGAAAACCUUUAAAUGAUGAGGUGUCAGUUUUCCACCAUCCAUCCUCAAGGAGGCGAUCUCCUGGAGGCAGUGAAGUGCAGGCUGCACGUGGAGUUCAAAUGGUUCGCAGAUUACGCAGAAGUAUUAGCCCAAGCAAAUGCAUUGGUGAAGAUGGUUCUGAUAUUAUUGGACUGAGGCAUAAUGAGAAGUUCACAAGAGGUUUGCCAGGUGAUAUCGUGGAUCCCAUGUUUGCUCGUUCCCGACCCCCUUAUGAGGAAGUGAAUGACCAUUUUUUACGUAGGAGCAGAGAAUUCUCAUCUGUUCACAGGAGGGGUUUCCAUCAUAUUCGCUCAAGGUCUCCAAUAAGACCCAGAACACGUUCCCCUGGCCCAUGGUCCUCUCCUAGAAGAAGAUCUCCAGAUGUAUUCAACAGGCAUCCUGAACUGACACAUCGAAGAUCCCCAGCAAUUUACAGGAUGGAGAGGAUGAGAUCCCCUGAUCGUCCUUGUUUCCCUGGAGAUUUAUUGGCCAGAAGGCGUGGUUCUCCUCCUUACUUGCCCCGGCAAUCUAAUGAUUUGAGGGAAAUUGAUUCUGCACGAGACCAUGGUCAUCCAAGGUCUAUGGCCUUCAAUAGGAGGAGCCCAUCUGGCCGGGUCUUACCAAGAAGCACUAGGCGUUUUGAUAUUAUUGAUCCUCGAGAAAGGACGGAUAAUGACGAGUACUUUGGGGAACCUGUACAUGCUGGUCGAUUUCAUGAGCUCAGUGGUGAUGCUAAUGGAGAUGAGAGAAGAAAAUAUGGUGAGAGACGCGGUCCUCUUCGUUCUUUUCGACCUCCUUAUACUGGUGCAGAGAGUGGGAAUUUUCGCUUCCAUUUAGAAGAUGGUCCUAGGCCAUUUAGGUUCUGUCCUGAAGCUGAUUCAGACUUUCAAGAAAGGAGCAACUUGAGGGAAAGAGAAUUUGACAGGCGAAAUAAGAAUCGUCUUGGGAAUGCACCUAGGGGAACAAGAAGCAUUGAGGAGGAAGAAGGAAAUUACAGGCAUGGUGGGCAGGUUUGGCAUGAUGAUGUAUUUGAUGAUGUCUCCAGGAUGAAAAGAAGAAGAUUUUGAUUGUGCUUAUCUGCCUGAUGUUAUAACAAGGCUGGAAGCAAGAUACUUAUUUACUUGCAGGGAUUAGGAAGUAUCAGCUGGAAAUAGUUCACAUGGUUGCUGGAUCAACAAAAACCUUUUUAGUUUCUUAAAGCAGAAAGUUGCUGUUUAAUAUGCAGUUCUUAAUCACGUUUAUGGAAGUAAUAUUUAGUGCAUGUUGGAGCUGACAUCUAGAGUCCUUUUGGGUUGACAAGCAGUCAAAUGCAUGUGGUGCUUAAUGUUCUCCAUGUACCAAGGUGGUUAAUGCUUCCUCAUUUAACCAGUUUUUAUUCGUCUAGUCAUGGGUGCUGCAAUUAAUCAGCUGUGUCAACAGGUUCUGUAUCUCAAUUAUGCUGGCACAUUAUAUAUCUUAUGGUUGAUGUCAUUUUUUGUAAAUACUAGGAUGGAGAUCCUUCAAAUUCCUUGGAGUAUCAAAUAUAUACGUCGUGAUUUUGGUGCU